This is a messenger RNA of Acytostelium subglobosum LB1, 162 nucleotides long. RefSeq lists its product as hypothetical. The record is from RefSeq and is a predicted model, not a curated record. NCBI's taxonomy places the organism in Eukaryota, Evosea, Eumycetozoa, Acytosteliales, Acytosteliaceae. The transcript has a single exon. Bases 1 to 162 code for a protein of 53 amino acids.
AUGUUGGAGUUGGAUUUGGCUGGGGUGGCGGCCGUUGUAGAUGUUGUUGUUGUUAUUGUUGUGUUUGCAGGAGUACACUCUGGAGGUGCGUUGGUACAGGUCACCUUCAACAUUUGGUCUGCCUUCUUCUUCAAAUCAUCCAUUGUUAUACGAGGCAAUUGA